Molecule: messenger RNA, 1179 nt
Organism: Lotus japonicus
Lineage: Eukaryota; Viridiplantae; Streptophyta; Magnoliopsida; Fabales; Fabaceae
Product: xyloglucan endotransglucosylase protein 6
Exons: 4
Coding region: 127-1005 (292 amino acids)
Biological process (GO): cell wall biogenesis; xyloglucan metabolic process
Cellular component (GO): apoplast; cell wall
Molecular function (GO): xyloglucan:xyloglucosyl transferase activity; hydrolase activity, hydrolyzing O-glycosyl compounds
Source: RefSeq, a predicted model, not a curated record
CAUACCAAACCCGUGACUCACUCACACACUCAUACAACACUACUUUAGUGUUGCAGAGUAGAACCUUCACUCUGCUCUCACUGAAAUCCCCCUCCUCUUUUUGUUUCUUCUAAAAUUUGUAGCAAAAUGUCUGUGUUCUUGGGUUGGUUUCUUGGUCUUGUGUUGAUGGUGGUGGUGGCUGUGGCUGAAUCUGCCAAGUUUGAUGAACUCUUCCAGCCAAACUGGGCUUUUGACCAUUUCAUCUAUGAAGGAGACCUUCUCAAACUCAAACUUGAUAACUCUUCUGGUGCUGGCUUUGGGUCCAAAAACAAGUACAUGUUUGGAAAAGUAUCCAUCCAGCUCAAGCUUGUUCAAGGGGACUCUGCUGGAACUGUUACUGCUUUCUAUAUGUCAUCGGAGGGUGUAAACCACAACGAGUUUGAUUUUGAGUUCCUAGGCAACACCACAGGGGAACCUUACUCGGUGCAAACCAACGUGUAUGUGAAUGGAGUGGGUAACAGGGAACAGAGGCUAGACCUCUGGUAUGACCCCACCAAGGACUUUCAUACUUACACUAUCUUCUGGAAUCAACGUCAAGUUGUAUUUCUAGUGGAUGAAACACCAAUAAGGGUGCACACAAACAUGGAACACAGGGGGAUUCCUUUUCCAAAGGACCAACCAAUGGGAGUGUACAGCUCCAUAUGGAAUGCAGAUGAUUGGGCCACACAGGGUGGUCGAGUGAAGACAGAUUGGAGCCACGCCCCUUUCAUUGCCACCUACAAGUCCUUUGAGAUCAAUGCCUGUGAGUGUCCUGUGUCCUCAGUGGCAGCAGUGGAUAAUGCCAAGAGGUGCAGCAGCAGUGAGGAGAAGAAGUUCUGGUGGGAUGAGCCUACGUUGUCUGAGCUCAGCUUGCAUCAGAGUCACCAGCUUAUGUGGGUUAAGGCCAGGCAUAUGGUCUAUGAUUACUGUACUGACAUUUCUAGGUACCCUGUUACCCCUGCUGAGUGUGUUCAUCACCAUCACUAGUAGUGAGGGGAAAACUGGGUAAACUGGGUAAUUAGGGGGGAAAUGGUGAAUGAAUGGUGUUAUUAUGUUGUGAAUGAAUGAAUCAUGUCCCUCAUGGUUCAGAUUGUAAGAUAAUUGUGUCCCAUGAUGUGAAAUAUAAUGUGAAUUAAUCAAAUUUUAUCUUAUGUUGUCUCA